Manihot esculenta (cassava) is the source of this 3196-nucleotide messenger RNA. RefSeq names its product pentatricopeptide repeat-containing protein At2g35030, mitochondrial. The transcript is spliced from 2 exons. Gene Ontology annotation, biological process: RNA modification. The coding region runs from base 395 to 2308 and encodes 637 amino acids. The record is from RefSeq and is a predicted model, not a curated record. Lineage: Eukaryota; Viridiplantae; Streptophyta; Magnoliopsida; Malpighiales; Euphorbiaceae. Gene Ontology annotation, molecular function: protein binding; RNA binding.
UACCUAAUAAAACAACCAGCUCGCAUCCAGCCAUAUUUUCGUUCCCACCCGUCAGUCCGUCACCCCUAGCCUACACGAUUCCUUUCCUCUGUCCGCUCCUCCUCUUGUAUCUCAAUCAGCCUCUCACAGUCUCCGAGAUUGAGUUGCUUUGCUGGUUCGUUGUCGGCUGUCGCGCUCCAGUCCUCUGUCGAUCACUGUUGAAGAAGAUCCGUCGUCCACUCUCUUUACUGGUUCAGCUUGUAUUGGUGCCGUUGUUGUCGCCGCCUGCUCUCGACCGUUGCCGUCUUCUCCUCUGUCCCAGACCACAAAUCAGUCGGCACUCCCCUUGCCGUCUUCUCCUCUGUUGCUGUAAGAGAAAAUCAAUUGUUGGACAUUGGAGGAAAAUUUCUUUGAGAUGCAAUCACUGCUUCGAGUAUCAAUAGCAUUGUCGAGCAAAACCAACCACCAGUUCAUACAAUGCAAAUUCAGGCCUCUCUCUUACUCGCUAAACCACUCAACAACAGCAACUUCCAAAAUUUCAUUGCCCGAUAGAGAUUAUAGCGCCAAUUCCAAUCUCGCACGAUCCAAUUGGCUUAUUACGAGGCUCUGCAAAGAAGGGAAAAUCAAUGAAGCACGCCAAUUGUUUGAUAAAAUGCGUGAAAAAGAUGUGGUUACAUGGACAACUAUGAUCACUGGGUAUAUUAAAUGCGGGCUGCUUGUUGAAGCAAGGAGGUUGUUUGACAGAGUUGAUGCGAUGAAAAAUGUGGUCACAUGGACUGCUAUGGUUAGUGGGUAUACGUUACGGAAUCGGAUUUUUGAAGCCAAGAGGUUGUUUGAGGCAAUGCCCGUGAAGAAUGUUGUUUCGUGGAAUACCAUGAUUGAUGGGUAUGCUCAAAAUGGGGAAGUGGAUAAGGCUCUUGAGGUAUUUGAGAGGAUGCCUGAGAGGAAUGUGGUUUCGUGGAACACACUGAUCACAGCUUUGGCACAAUCUGGGAGGGUGGAAGAGGCGAGAAGAUUGUUUGAUGAAAUGCCUAAAAGAGAUGUUAUUUCGUGGACGGCAAUGGUCGCAGGAUUGGCCAAGAAUGGGAGGGUUGAUGAGGCUAGGGAGGUUUUUGAGAAGAUGCCAGAGAGAAAUGUGGUGUCAUGGAAUACAAUGAUUACUGGGUAUGCGAAGAAUAAGAGGUUGGAUGAGGCUUUUGAGUUGUUUAAGAAAAUGCCCAAAAGGGAUCUGCCCUCGUGGAAUACCAUGAUCACAGGCUUUAUUCAGAAUGGGGAGCUAAGGAAGGCAAGGGCUGCGUUCAAUGAGAUGCCUGAAAAGAAUGUUGUGUCAUGGACUACAAUGAUUACUGGGUAUGUCCAAGAGCGGGAAAGUGAAGAAGCAUUGAAGAUCUUUAUGGAAAUGAUAAGGGAGGGUCAAGUCAAGCCUAACGAGGGAACUUUCGUGAACGUUUUGAGUGCUUGCAGUGACUUGGCUGGUCUUGGUGAGGGACAUCAAGUUCAUCAAAUGAUAAGUAAAACUGCCUAUCAGGAUAUGGCAUUCAUUGUAUCUGCACUCAUAAAUAUGUAUUCAAAAUGUGGGGAAUUGAGUUCAGCAAGGAAGAUUUUUGAUGAUGGAGUGACUAGCCAGAAGGAUUUAGUUUCUUGGAAUUGUAUGAUUGCAGCCUAUGCACAUCACGGGUGUGGAAAGGAAGCAAUUGAACUGUUUAACAAAAUGCGAUGUCUAGGGUUUAAACCUGAUGAUGUGAGCUAUGUUGGGUUGCUUUCUGCAUGUAGCCAUGCUGGUUUGGUAGAGGAUGGAUUAUCGUACUUUGAUGAGCUUAUUAAAGACGGGUCCCUACAAGUAAGAGAAGAUCAUUACACAUGUUUGGUUGAUCUUUGUGGUCGGGCAGGGAGGCUCAAGGAAGCCUUUCACUUAAUUAAGCAACUUGGAAUCAAGUCAUCAUCAUCCAUUUGGGGGGCCCUUCUUGCUGGAUGUAAUGUCUAUGGAGAUCUGAAGAUAGGGAAGCUAGCUGCAGUAGAACUGUUAAAGGAAGAGCCACAGAAUGCAGGCACUUAUCUAUUGUUGUCUAACAUAUAUGCUUCGUGUGGGAAAUGGAGAGAAGCUGCAAGAGUGAGAUUGAAAAUGAAGGACAAAGGAUUGAAAAAGCAGCCUGGUUGCAGUUGGAUUGAAGUUGGGAAUAGAGUUCAUGUGUUUUUAGCUCGUGACAAGUCUCAUUAUCAGUCAAAUCUUAUUUAUUCAUUACUCCAUGAUCUUAAUACGAAAAUGAAGAAGACAUGGUAUGUAUCAGACAACAAUUUCAUAGUGGAUGGGGAUUUUCUUAUAAUGUAGGUUUAUUUUCAUUUAUUUAUUGAUGCUAAAGUCCAUAGGUAACAAAAAAAUUUUGAUAUUUAAGCUGAAGGAUUCAUGUUGUAGUUGGCCAUUUUCAUUGAUUAAGAAACAUGAUAAAUGUUGAUCAGCUGAUAGCUUAAAAGGGGAAUAAAAAAUAAUGAAGUCCUUCAGUAAUGUAUACCAUGGCAUUUUGAUGUCAUAAAGUAUUUGUGUUUUUAAUAUCUUAGGAAUGGUGAAAAUAAAGAAGGAAAGCAAACCAAUCACAGUCCUUUUCUUUUGGCAAGUUAACGGAAGUAGUGUGCUUUCUCAUGGUAUAGUGCUAUAGACUCCAUGUUCAGUUUUCCUUCAUGGAAAGAUCACCAAAUAAUAAAUGAAAACCUGGCUGAGUUUUUUUUUUUUUAAGAAUUGUUUAUGAUUCCUCAAACAAUUAAAACCUUUUCUUUUUUCACUAGGGUUUCCUAUAUUUAGAAGCAACUUAAAUACGCUGUACAAUGGAAAAUUAAUACCAAAAAACAGAGAGAAGGUGCAUUCACAAGUAAGCCAUUCAAAUAUAAAUUGUUUAAAUCCUUGCAUAAUCUCUCUCUCUUUCUCUCUCAAGGUAUUGCUAUUUUCUUUUGGCUCGUCCUCUUUUCAUCGUUUGGCUAUUGAAUUUGAUGAUUAUUGAUUAUGUUUUGGUUGUCUACUUGAUAACAUCUUAUUAUCCGAGGUUUUUAUUUAUUCUCCAGUUGUUUUGUUGUUUAAUCUUGAUUUGUUAUCAUCGAUCCUCUUUGUGAUCAUAGAUCCUGCGCUAUAACAUCUAUUUACGUAUCUUGAUUUAUGUCUUUAAGAUUUAUUGAUGAUUGAUUUUAAGGAUUGAUCUUUCUUUUGAAUUGGCUUUGGCUUUUUCUC